AUGCUGGAAAACCUCUGCACCCUUCCGCUCUCAGCGGAGCUCUUCACCCAGGUCCUGCACCCUUCCAAGCCACUUCUCACCGUCGGACUGUUGAAUGGCCGGGUUGAAAGCUUUCGAUUGCCAAGCGAGGACGACGAGGGGGGCAACAGCAGCUCCAAUAGCGGCAGGGGCUUGAUCAAGAGCGUGUGGAGCACACAUCGGCACAAGGGGAGCUGCCGCUAUCUGGCUUACAGCCACGAUGGAGAAGCCCUCUACUCUGCCGGCACCGACUCCGUCGUGAAGCACUUCUCCCCCGAGACGGGAAUUGUCGUCUCCAAGAUCGGCCUCCCACCCCGCAACAGCGCCACCACCACAACCGAUUGUCCCGCCAUCCUCCACGUCCUGUCCCCGCAAACCCUCCUCCUUGGCACCGACUCGGGCGGCCUGUACAUCUUCGACCUGCGCGAGAACGGCAGCCUGAACCCCAAACCCGCGCGCAAGCACAUGCCGCACGCCGACUACAUCUCCAGCAUCACGCCCCUGCCCGCCUCGGCCGAAAGCAGUUCCGGUUUCCCCAAACAAUGGGUGUCGACGGGCGGCACCACGCUCGCCGUCACGGACCUCCGAGCCGGCAUCGUUGCCACGUCGGAGGACCAGGAGGACGAGCUGCUGUGCUCGACCAUCAUCCCCUCCGGGCUGGGCCCGAAACGCAUGCGCAACAACGCCGUCGUGGCCGUCGGCACCGGCGGCGGCGUGCUGACGCUGUGGGACCGUGGCGCGUGGGACGACCAGCAGGAGCGCAUCUACGUCUCGGGGGGGAAGAGCAAGCGGGACGCGGAUAGUCUCGAUGCCAUUGUGCGGGUGCCCGACGAGCUCGGCUUGGGCGGGAAGAAGGUGAUUGUGGGCGUGGGCGACGGCAGCAUGGCCGUGGUGGACCUGAAGCAGCGCGAGGUGCAGGCUGUGCUGAAGCACGAUGAGGUUGAGGGCGUCGCUGCGCUGAAUUUUGACUACCAAAACCGCUUGAUUAGUGGCGGCGGCAGGACGGUCAAGGUUUGGGCUGAGUCGGGCGUGGAGGGGUUUGAGGAGGAGGAAGAAGGGGACGGGGAGCACCAAGCUGCCAAGAUCAAAAGGUCCGCGGACAGCGACGACGAGUCGGAUCGCGACGACAGCGAUGGCGAGGACGAGCGCCCAGUGAAGCAUUUGAAGAAGAAGCGCAGGAAAGGCAAAGGUGGGCAAGCAAGGAUUGUCGCCUUCCCAGGCCUGGACUAA
Messenger RNA from Parathielavia appendiculata, 1248 nucleotides. RefSeq names its product YVTN repeat-like/Quino protein amine dehydrogenase. The coding region runs from base 1 to 1248 and encodes 415 amino acids. The record is from RefSeq and is a predicted model, not a curated record. Gene Ontology annotation, molecular function: protein binding. The transcript has 2 exons. NCBI's taxonomy places the organism in Eukaryota, Fungi, Ascomycota, Sordariomycetes, Sordariales, Chaetomiaceae.